AUGCUCCAGGGCUUUCGCAGCGGCCGCAAGAGUCAGUUUAAACACAUCAUCCAUGGCUUUCUACCUGCAGCCAGCAUCGCACCAAAGCCAGCUGUGCCACGCACACCUCCUCCCCGCAGCCCCAACCCUUCUCCAGAGAGACCAAGAUCUGCCCUGGCUGCAGUCAUCCUAGCAACAACGCUGACCGGCCGGACUGUCGCCAUUCCUCAGCCUCGCCAGAGAUCCCUGUCUGAGAGUGACACGACCUGCGUCGAAAAGGACAGUUUCAUUGAGCCCUAUGCCACCACCUCCGAGCUGAGGCUUCGACCAAAUUGGCAGAAUGAGACCGGAAGAAGAUCUUCUUUGCCAUCCUUUGAAACGCUGGGCUCCAGGGAGGAGGAGGAGGACACGGAUGCACAGCUGUCGUCUGGCUGCGACGAGCCGGAGGAUGUCAGUGCUCCCAAAGCAGAGGGAAGUCUCAGUGCUGCCAUUUAUGCCGUGCCCCACAGAAACCAGGUUGCAUUGUCACGUGGGGUGGACAGUGAAGAUGAUGAAAAUAUUUCUAAGCAGGAUGGGUUUCCAGGCUUGCUUCUCACAACACAACGUACACAAGAAAAAGAUGAUAAAUAUUCUGUUCUGAAUUUAAAGGAUGAAAAAACGUUAUGUGAGAAGCCUCCACCCUCCCCAGAUGUAACUGGUAGAACACGGCAAAGAUGUAUGGAAAUAACCAAAGAAAAGUUCAAGGAAUUGAAAGAAGAAAAUGUGCUUCUAAGCGGUGCAAACCAAACCCUUACUCUUGAACUUAACCUAAUAAAACAAGCGAUGAAAGAACUACAGUUAAAACUGAGAAGAACAGAAAAAGAAAACCGAAAGUUGAAAGAGGCUGAGAAAACAUCUCCUCAGGAAGUAGUUGCUGCCCCUGAACUACUUUAUCUAAGAAAACAAGCUCAAGAACUGGUGGAUGAAAAUGAUGCGUUAAAAAUGACUGUCCAUCGUUUGAAUGUAGAAUUGAGUAGAUAUCAGACAAAAUUCAGGCAUUUGUCCAAGGAAGAGACUUUAAAUAUUGAUGGCCUCCCAUCAAAGGGCCCAGCACCACCCUGGUUGUUGGAUAUAAAGUACCUGUCACCCUUGUUACUGGCCUAUGAGGACCGAAUGAAAGAGAAGGAUGAGCUCAAUGCCACCCUUCAGGAGGAGAUGAGGAUGUUUCGGGUGCGAGUCCAGGAAGUGGUGAAAGAAAAUGAAGAAUUGCACCGAGAGUUAACCAAGAGUAGUCCCGUGACCAGUGAGGAAUGGCGUCAGCUUCAGACUCAGGCGGAACUGGUUUUAGAGGAGAACAAGUUGUUGAUAGAGCAGCUGGAGGUUCAGCAGAGAAAAGUCAAGGACACCCACCAGGAGCGUCUCCAGGAAGUUUCUAAACUGACUAAACAGCUAAUGCUUCUGGAGGCUAAAACACAGAACCAAGAAAAAGAACUAACCGAAAACAAGGAGCAGUUGGAAAUUUUAAGGACCGAAUGCCAGGACUUAAAAACACAGUUGGAUGGCAAAAUUGCUAUCAAUGUUCAUGCUUCAAUUGUAAAUGAAUUAAAAAGCCAGUUGGAGAAGGAAGAGGAGAAAGAAGGUGCCGAGAUGGAAGAGUUGGUGGGAAAGUUGGCGCUGCUGCAAGCGCAGAAACAGAGCCUGCUCUUAGAGAAGAACAGUCUGGUUGCGAGAAACCAAGCACUGGGAGAAGAACUCGACAGGGCACAGAAAAUAAAUAGGAGGUCUCAAAAGAAAAUUGAUGUCCUCAAAAAGCAGGUGGAAAAAGCCAUGGAGAAUGAAAUGUCUGCUCACCAGUACCUGGCAAAUCUUGUCGGCCUGGCAGAGAACGUAACCCAGGAACGCGACAAUCUUAUGUAUUUGGCUAAAUGUUUACAAAGUGAGAAGCAUGGCGUUCUCAACAAAAUCAUAGAAGGCAAUAUUCGCUUGGGAAGGUUAGAAGAAAAAGUCAAGGGCUAUAAGAAGCAGGCGGCACUGAAAGUAGAUGACAUCAGUCACCGCCUGACGGAGCAGCAGGAAGACUUCACCAGCAGGACAGCUCAGUACCAGCAAGAGAUGAGGCGCCUGCAUCAGAUGCUGCAGGACAAGCAGGAUAUCCUGGACCAGGCCCUGCAGCAGAAACGAGAAAUGGAAGGCGAGCUUGAGGUUGUUUGGCAGUCUACCUCCAAGGAAAACCAAAGAAUCCGAGAGCUGCUGCAGGCCGUGCUGGAGAGGCCAGGUGUCUGGGACGGCACUAGGGAGGCGCGCUGGGAAGCUGUGGCUCCGGCUACCGUGACCUGAAGCCACCACCUGCCAC
Messenger RNA from Lontra canadensis (Northern American river otter), 2311 nucleotides. It is a transcript of the gene CEP89, whose product is annotated as centrosomal protein 89. Gene Ontology annotation, cellular component: ciliary transition fiber; centriole. The transcript is spliced from 19 exons. Gene Ontology annotation, biological process: mitochondrion organization; cilium assembly; chemical synaptic transmission. Bases 1 to 2295 code for a protein of 764 amino acids. The record is from RefSeq and is a predicted model, not a curated record. NCBI's taxonomy places the organism in Eukaryota, Metazoa, Chordata, Mammalia, Carnivora, Mustelidae.